Molecule: messenger RNA, 1785 nt
Organism: Adelges cooleyi (spruce gall adelgid)
Lineage: Eukaryota; Metazoa; Arthropoda; Insecta; Hemiptera; Adelgidae
Product: dynein intermediate chain 3, ciliary-like
Exons: 10
Coding region: 1-1785 (594 amino acids)
Biological process (GO): outer dynein arm assembly; cilium movement
Cellular component (GO): outer dynein arm
Molecular function (GO): dynein heavy chain binding; dynein light chain binding
Source: RefSeq, a predicted model, not a curated record
AUGUACUCUAGUUACACGUACGCCAAGUGUAGACGAGAAUACGGUAGGCAAUGUAAAUUCAAUAAUUGGGGUCCCAAGUUGCUAGAGAACUUAAUCCCGGAACCCGGUCUGGAAGAACAAUGGAUAGCAAAAAACCCGUGUCACAGGAGCACGUUGAUCGCCGUCGACAUGUCCCUACACGAUAUCAACACCAUUCGUGCAGAGUACGCGGAACGGGGUAUAAACCACGUGGAAGGUGGAUGGCCCAAAGACGUUAAUAUUGACGACCCAGAACAGGUGGUCAGGUUUAGGAAAAAAGCAGAAAAAGACGAAUCGUACAUGCAAGCAGUAAUACAGAUGUCCAACCUCACUGAACAUUUCAUCCACCAAAACAACUCGAUCGAUAUUUACGAACCAUAUUUCAUCGACCCGGACUGCCAGCUGUUGCAUACAAUAGCACCAUCUUUCCGGACGGUGGCUAUUAUGUCCGACACAUUCGCUUCAACAAGACCGGUACAAAACAUAUCCUGGUCUCCUGAUCAAGGUUCGUUAGUAGCGAUAAGUUAUGCCAACUUGGAGUUCCAAAAAGCAGAUCCACUCGAUAGUCCAAAUUCACUAAUAUUCGAUUUGGAGGACUCGACUACUCCGUAUCUCACAAUCGAAUCACAGUAUCCUGUUGCUGUGCUUGAGUUUAAUAACCGAGACUCUCAGUGCUUAGCCGGCGGUCUUGUAAGCGGUCAGGUUUGUUAUUGGGAUAUUCGUAAAAGUUCUGCGAGUGUCGGAAUAAGCAACGUUAAAAGCAGCCACCGCGAUCCAGUCAGAAGUCUCCGUUGGAUUCAUUCAAAAACUAGUACGGAAUUCUACACAGGCGCGGCUGACGGUCAGGUUAUGUGGUGGGACACGAGAAAACUAACGGAACCGACGGAAGUUCUGUUUUUAGAUUUGUCCAAAAGCGAGAAAACAGAUGAUCCCGAAUGGGAGAAAUGGGCGCGAUCACAUGGUGUAUCUUGUUUGGAUUACGAUCCUGCAAUUCCGAUUCGGUUUAUGAUAGGUACUGAAACUGGACAGGUGUUCAAUGGAAAUCGAAAGGGUAAAACUGUAUUUGAAAAAAUAUCAGGUAUAUAUAAUUGUCACGCUGGUCCAGUAUACGCGGCUCAACGAAGUCCUACGUUUUUGAAAAACUUUUUAACAGUUGGCGACUGGCAAGUGCGAUUAUGGUCGGAAGACGUCAAAGACUCGCCAAUCAUGUGGUCAAAGCGACACGAAAUGAGAUUAACUGAUGGCGCUUGGAGUGAAACUAAACCUUCGGUGUUUUAUACAAUUCGGGCCGACGGUUGUCUAGAUGCUUGGGACGUUUUACAGAAACAGAAAGAUCCCAUACUCACAAUUAAGGUAUCUGACAAAAGCUUAAACUGUAUUAAAUGUCACGAAAACGGAGCUUUAUUGGCUGUAGGCGAUGACUGCGGUAAAACAUAUGUAAUAGAAAUGAACGAUUGGUUUGUGACCCCUGGUAAAAACGAUAAAGCCUUAAUGGCUGCUAUGUUCGAUCGAGAAACCAAACGUGAGAAAAUUAUUGAGGCCAAACAUCGUGAGAUGAAAUUAAAAGCAAAAACCGGGCCUAAAGAAACGACUGGCAAAGAUAAUCAAGCCAAGAUGGCUGAAGCCGUGGCAAGAUUGAUUGAACAGGCAGAGAGGGAAUUUAUUGAACUCAGCACAGAUAAACAGCAAGAUGAUGCUACAAAAGAAGAAGAUCAAGUUGAUGAAGUGGAAGAAGAAGCCGGAUUCGAAGAUCAAUUUGAGCUGUAG